AGCGCCAGCGCCGUGCCAGGGGACAGCGCUGGACAGUCCAGACCUGCCUGACAUGCCAGCGCAGCCAGCGCUUCCUCAAUGACCCCAAGCACCUGCUCUGGGGGGACCGGCCGGAGGCCCAGCUCGGGAGCCAGGCAGAUCCCAAACCAACACAGCCCCUGCCAAACACAGCCCAGCCCGGCCCAGCCCCCCUUCCUGAGGAGAAGCUGCCGCCUCAAAGCUCCAGUCACAAGUGAUGGACUUCAAAUAAAUCCAUUUUAAUUCUA
Molecule: messenger RNA, 266 nt
Organism: Tupaia belangeri chinensis (Chinese tree shrew)
Lineage: Eukaryota; Metazoa; Chordata; Mammalia; Scandentia; Tupaiidae
Gene: RPP21
Product: ribonuclease P subunit p21
Biological process (GO): tRNA processing
Cellular component (GO): nucleolar ribonuclease P complex
Source: RefSeq, a predicted model, not a curated record